This is a messenger RNA of Psylliodes chrysocephalus, 1457 nucleotides long. Lineage: Eukaryota; Metazoa; Arthropoda; Insecta; Coleoptera; Chrysomelidae. The record is from the annotation of a GenBank genome assembly.
UGGUCAAUAAACUUUAUAAACUAACCUUCUAGAUGAGAGGUAAUUUAAGUAAACACAUUUAGUCAAAUUACAGUAAAUAAAUAUGUAUCGGCUAUUCUGAUUCUGAAUGUUCUUCAAAUAGCCACAGUAUGAAUACGAGUUUGAAAAAAUCGUCAGAACUGAAACAUAUCUCAAAAAUAUCUAAAGAUGGCGAUCCAUUGGCAUUUUUGGAGGAUCUCUUACCGUUCAGGAUAUAUCAAAAGUCGUUUAUAAUCAAAACACUUGCGCUGGCACAGGUCAUAUAUGUAUUGAUACUUGGAGGACUCUUUAUACGCGAAUUUGAUUCAAUUGAAAGUGACAUAAGAUUAUUGAAGAAUUAUAAUUGUCUUUCAUCGUUCGGUUUAGCGUCAGCAAUGAUAACUGUUCAGUUUUCUAUCUGGUGCAACACCGUUGCGGAAUUUCCCACGAAAGUGCGAGAAAUGGGUUGCAAUUUGACAUGCGCCGGCUUCUCCCUCUACCAGUCUAUUUUGAAAGAGUGCAAAAUAAUCAAAAUUACUAUCUACGCAAACUUAGGAAUGUCUUUGUUAACAUCAAUAUCGUUUAUGCCUUUUAUAGGAGACGAAGCUCAUUUUAAUCUACCGGAAUUUCUAGUAGAAAAAUAUAAUCCCUAUGGCAAAGGGUUUAUUAGAGUUGUGAAUUACAGUUUCAUCCCUCUCUUUGGAUAUACCUUGUUAGUGCCUCUGUUUUUUUGUACACAUUACGUAAGCCACAUAAAGUUUCAAAUAAUGUUGCUUAAUGGUUUCCUGAAGAAAAUCAACGAGGAGGGUAGCAUUCUCGAUGGGAGAUAUCAAAAAAUUGUGUCUAAGAAGCUUAAGUUGUGCGUUCAGCUGCAUAACAGGAUAAAAAGAAUACUCGAAGAAGUUAUGGUUAUAAAUAACCCACUAGGUAUACUGAUGAUAUUUGUUUCCACUCUAUUAUUUGUAUCUGCAGCCUAUUUUAUAAUUUCAAAUAUAAGUACAAGGAGUAAUUUUCGAAUGUAUUUGGUUUUGCUCGCAUGGUCUCUGAUAGCUGUUACUUUUUGUACAACUGCGCAAAGGCUUACAGAUCAGUCAGAAGAAGUUUUCCUUAACGCUUAUAAUUGCCCAUGGGUUUGUUGGAACAAGGAAAAUAGACGAACUCUAGUAAUGCUGCUUGCUAAUAGUUUGAAACCGAUGAAUGUUACUAUUUAUAUUACUGAAACAAAUCAUACGUUGCUACUAAAGCUAUGGAGAUUGGGUCACGCAACAUUGACAUGUUUAGCAAAUGUUAAUAAAAAGAAGUGAAAAACAAAUACUAGAAAUGAGUAUCAGCACCGGUAAAAGAAAAAUCUGCAUUUGCUUAAGUAGUCCAACAAAUAGACAAGGAUUGUUUAUUUUUAAAUGACACCACAUAGAAAAUGUCACCGCUCACUAUAACCCACAAAAAUGUUAAAUAAAACA